Molecule: messenger RNA, 738 nt
Organism: Archocentrus centrarchus (flier cichlid)
Lineage: Eukaryota; Metazoa; Chordata; Actinopteri; Cichliformes; Cichlidae
Exons: 6
Coding region: 1-738 (245 amino acids)
Biological process (GO): interleukin-15-mediated signaling pathway; positive regulation of ERK1 and ERK2 cascade; T cell activation
Cellular component (GO): external side of plasma membrane; membrane raft
Molecular function (GO): MHC class II protein binding; protein tyrosine kinase binding
Source: RefSeq, a predicted model, not a curated record
AUGGCUCUGCUGGAACUAUUUCUAAUUUUUGUGCUUCAGUUUGAAGACGUGGUUCGUAAAGGGCAGGUUGAGGAGAGCUCAGCCAGAUCCUCCAGACUGAGUGUGUACAGUAACUGCUCAGUGAGCAUCAAGAACAUCACUGCUGAGGAUGCUGGUUAUUACAGUUGUCAGUAUGAGACGGACACUUACGCAGCCAGACUUUCUGAAGUCUUUCUAAAUAUUUUGACUGUUUCAGCAUCUCCAUCACACACUGACUCUCAGAGGGAUGGAAAUGUCACAUUAGAGUGCUCUCUCUUUAGAUUCUAUGACCUCCAUCCUUGUGAACAGAACAGCAUCCGCUGGGUGGAUGAGACAGGAACCGUGCUGCUUAACAGCUUUUCCAACAAGGACUCGAUGAAAUGUGUUUCUCUUCUGACUGUGAAUCAUCAGAGUGGCCACAACAAGAGAUACACCUGCCAGUUUGUUAAGGAGAACAGUGUGAAGAUAGAAGCCCACUACCCACCUGUCCUCAUCGGUAGGACGGAUUCCACAGCUCUGUCUCCUCUGAGCUAUGGCAUGGGGGCUCUUCGUAUUGGUGGGCUGAUCCUAAUGAUUGCAGUCACUGUUCUUCUCAUCAGACACAGAAGAAGGAACAAAACACUUGAAGACACAAACGUUCAUUAUGUUGGUGACCAUGAUGAAGGCACAGUGAACUAUGAAAAUGUAGGAAACAGUUCAGCUGGCCCUGAACUCCACUGA